CGCGGGUUGAACUUGACCUUCUCUCACGGUCGAGAGUCGUGUUCAAUAUGUCAACCCCGGCGCCAACCAAGGGAGUCAAGCCCGCUGUUAACGGCGUCAAGGCCGAGCAGAAGAAGGACGCCGCAGAUAUAACCAGCCCCCACGAGCUGACCGCUUUCGUGGAGAGGCUCCUAUCUCAAUUGGACGACAAGUUCGAAUCGAUGUCGGGCCAAAUAAUGGAGAGGAUGGACCAGAUGUCCGCUCGUGUAGAUGCGCUCGAGGCAUCAAUCCAAGAUAUCAUUAGCGACGACCUCUCUCCUACUUCGCCUUCGCCCAACCCUACCACGCACCGUCGCCUGCCGAGCGGCCGGAAGUCCGGGGUGGGCUCGUAAAGGCGGUCGACUCAACACGUUCUACGCUCUCAAGCAUUUUUACAACCUAGGCCGAGUACCAUGCUAUCACGUCGGCGCAGACUACGAUUACUAUACGCUCAUUCAUAGUGCAGAAAUCCUACCGGUGCUUUCUGAAGCGUACGGGCGAAUAAUGGUUGUGUACAAGGGAGUCAAACUCAGCGCUUCUCUCGUACGGUAUGGGCUUGCUUAUCGAGGCGCAGUACAUCUCGUCAUGAACUUCCGCCGAACGAACGAUCACUCUAACCCCUCGGACUUGCAGCGAGGGCUGAUAUUUCCUCGGAGCGCUCAAGAGACCUCUAACCCGCGUCCUACGACCGAAUUCCUCGUGCGUAGCAGCAUUCAGCGGCAUGGCCA
Molecule: messenger RNA, 746 nt
Organism: Schizophyllum commune H4-8
Lineage: Eukaryota; Fungi; Basidiomycota; Agaricomycetes; Agaricales; Schizophyllaceae
Exons: 3
Coding region: 48-371 (107 amino acids)
Biological process (GO): cellular heat acclimation
Cellular component (GO): cytosol; nucleus
Molecular function (GO): transcription corepressor activity
Source: RefSeq, a predicted model, not a curated record